Molecule: messenger RNA, 4726 nt
Organism: Rhincodon typus (whale shark)
Lineage: Eukaryota; Metazoa; Chordata; Chondrichthyes; Orectolobiformes; Rhincodontidae
Gene: dpp6a
Product: dipeptidyl-peptidase 6a
Exons: 26
Coding region: 28-2388 (786 amino acids)
Biological process (GO): proteolysis
Molecular function (GO): dipeptidyl-peptidase activity; serine-type peptidase activity
Source: RefSeq, a predicted model, not a curated record
CCCUGCGGUGGGUGGAAAUAGGUGAACAUGACUACAGCAAAGGAAGGGACUGCUUCAGGGAAAGGGGUCCAACAACAAGAUCAGGAGCUGGUGGGGAGUAACCCUCCGCAGAGAAACUGGAAAGGGAUUGCAAUCGCACUUCUCGUUAUCCUGGUUAUCUGCUCGCUGAUUGUUACCUCAGUUAUCCUCCUCACCGAACCUGAAGACAACAGCCUGGCAUUGAAGGCGAAGGUGAGAAUUGAUGAUCUCUUCAGCGAGGAAUUCCGGAUUCAUGAUGUGGAAGCCAAGUGGAUUAGCGAUACUGAACUGCUCUAUCGGACGUCAGAUGGAAAUCUGGAGAGACAGAAUAUUGAAACCAUGGAAAAGACACUUCUGAUGAUGGACCGGAAAUUUGAAGAAUUUAAAGUUAGCAGAUACGAAGUAUCACCAGAUAUGAAGUAUGUGCUACUCGCAUACAAUGUUAAAAAGACUCAUCGGCAUUCUUUCACAGCCUACUACACCCUGUGUAAUUUACACACUUGGGAGCACCUCACCUUGAAUCCACCUGAGGUUAGGGAUGCCGAAUUGCAGUAUGCGGGCUGGGGAGUCCGAGGCCAACAGCUGAUUUUCAUUUUUGAGAACAACAUCUUCUACCAACUGAAUGUUAAUAGCCGCGCUAUACGUCUGGUAGCGACUGGGAAGGAGGGGGUCAUUUUCAAUGGCCUGAGCGACUGGCUAUAUGAAGAAGAACUUCUGAAAACCAAUAUUGCUCACUGGUGGUCUCCAGAUGGAGCCAGGCUGGCCUACGCUACAAUUAAUGAUUCAAAGGUCCACACGAUGGAAAUCCCGAUGUACCUUAGCUCCCUUUAUCCCACCGGAAAGACGUAUCCUUAUCCGAAGGCUGGCCAAGAAAAUCCAACAAUCUCACUGUUUGUGGUGAACUUGAAUGGACCAACUCAUACUCGUGAGGUGAUCCCUCCAGAGGACACCAGAAUGAAGGAAUACUAUAUUACCAUGGUGACAUGGGCAAGUAGUAUUAAACUCGCAGUGAACUGGCUGAACAGAGCCCAGAAUGUUUCCAUUCUCACCUUGUGUGAGGCCACGACAGGGAUUUGCACUAAGAAACACGAGGAUGAAAGUGAAAGCUGGCUCUCGAGGCAGAACGAGGCCCCUUUAUUUUCCAAAGAUGGGAAGAAGUUUUUUUUUAUCCGCCCACUCCCGCAGGGAGGCAGAGGGAAGUUUUGCCACAUCUCCAUGUCAUCUGCUCAGGUUAACAAUAGUAAUGACAAUUUACAGUCCAUCACCUCUGGUAACUGGGAUGUGACACAGAUCUUGUCAUAUGAUGAAGUGCAUCAAAAAAUAUACUUUCUGAGCACAGAAGACUCGCCUUUGCGUCGACAAUUGUACAGCCAUGAAGCACAUCAUGCUGCGAUAUUGAGGCCCAGGAUUUCUGUCCACGACUGCUCAGGCAGUCCAAGAGUCCCAAGGGUCACAGUUCACAGCACCAGUGAUCGUCACAAAGUUUUUGAGUUGGAGCUGAAUGACAAGGUGCAAAAUGCUACAGAGAGAAUGCAAAUGCCCAAAAUAGAAUUCCAGGAUGUUCAGAUAAAGGAUUACUCACUGAAAAUGCAAAUUAUGAAGCCAGCAGCAUUCUCAAAUAAGUCCCGAUACCCUUUGUUACUUAUUGUUGGUGAUAGUCCUGGUAGCCAGAUUGUCACAGAGCAAUUCCAAGUAGAUUGGGCAACUGUGCUAGUGAGUUCAUUCAACACCAUUGUGGUAAAAUUCGAUGGUCGUGGCAGUGGUUUCCAAGGCACUAAACUGCUGUACGAAAUAAAGAGAAAUCUGGGCAUAGUGGAAGUAAAGGAUCAAAUAGAUGCACUGAAGAGCCUCCUGAAGGAAGAUUACAUUGACCCAAACAGAGUUGGUGUUUUUGGGGAGGCUUAUGGUGGUUACUUGAGUUUGAUGCUGCUUACCACAGAAAAAGAAUUUGAUAAAAAAAAUACCGUAUUCAAGUGCGGAAUAGCACUUUCUCCAAUCACAGACUUUAAACUCUACGCCUCAGCAUUCACCGAGCGAUAUUUUGGUACGCUCAGCAGAGCUGACAGAGGUUAUGGGAUGUCGGAGUUAGAAUACCGAGUGACCCGACUCCAAGAGGAGGAAUUGUUGCUAAUCCACGGAACUGCAGAUGAAACUGUUCAUUUCCAACAUACAGCAGACCUUAUAACUCACUUAAUCAAUGCAAUGGCUAACUAUUCAUUGCAGAUAUAUCCCGAUGAAGGCCAUUACAUGGAGAAACCCACAGUUAGGCUGCACCUACACAAAACCAUUAUCAGAUUCUUCGAGAAAUGCUUCAAGUGCCCGAACAAGAACACAGAGACGUCGAAAGUAGGGGAGGAAGAGGAUGACUAGAUUGUUUUUGAGUGGCUUGCCAAGCACAAACAUCUCUUUUAUAAAACACAACUGAUUUUGUUUUCCAGAACAGUGUUAUGUUUAGCAUGUUACAAAGACUGAGAGCAGUUACUGCCUGCUUCACUGACAUCACUGCGGUCUCAUCAGAAGAACCUCCAAGCAUGAAAUUAACAAUCAGAGUGGUUGACUGUUCCGGUGUAAUUGACAUCCCUGCCCCUCCCCAACCCCCUGCACCCCCCCACUCUCUUCCCCCUCCUGGAAAACUAAAGUGUCAACCUUUGUAAUUUCUCAUGUGAUGGGGAGGGGGUGCGUCACAGAAUACACUUAAUGGAUGAUCGAGGAGAGCGUCGGCAGGUUCAGAGGUCGAAUAGAUCAAGAGGGUAGAUCAACACACCUCUGCAAACACCUUGUCAGGGUCACCCUAGGUGUCGAGAAGAACAGCAAAACCACCCCUUGGUAUUAUCAGCAAACAUUUCAUGGCGUGAGAUGGAAACCCAACUGCACCAGCUGCAGUUUCAGAGCACAACCAGAAAGACGACAGUUAAAUCCUUUCACUCGCAGUGGAACCUCCAUUACUUGUAUUUCAGUUGUCCACCUGCACCCAUCCCACCCUCCCCAUUUGGUCAUGAGGAUUUUCAUAGAACAAAUUGCAGGUGAGAGAUAACCUCAUUGCUGUAUUUGCCUCCCCUUCUUGAUUAUAAGUCAACCACAUUGCCCACAAAUUAUUAAUAUUCACUAUAUAUAGCUCUCAUCUCCGUUCCUAUCUCUAAGGUAUUGGCAGGACCAUGGUGAUUUGCAAUUACUUCUGCCCACAAGGCAAUUUCAUUGCUAAUAUGGCAGAUAAUUAAGGUUUUGCUUGUAAUUCCACAGUUUGGAGCCAUUUGGUUUUACUCAACGUGGGGCUGCAUUGUCCAAAAAAUGUUAACUACCACUCCUUCGUUGUAUGAACAUAAUAUAUUUUCCUUUCUUCUUCUCUCCUGAAUGUGUGCACAACGUUAGACGGUCAUCUUCAGUUCGUCCCAUUCUGGCAGGAACAUUGAAGGCUAGCAGCGAAAUUCAGAGUUCCUUUGCUGUAACUUUAAUGAAUGUAUAUCCUUGAUGCUGACAAUAAUGUUGCAGGUUUCCAAAUGCCUUUCUUCUGUGUAUGUUGUGUGACAGUCUUAUUACAUUCAUCUGUGCAUGGCAACAGACUUACCAUCUCUGGAAUGAUUGCAAAAUGCUUGCUUUUGGUGUACAGUUGCAAUAUUGCUCUUUUCUGGCAAUGUGAACUUUAAUUUAAUGUCUCCCUGUUUUCUUUUCUCGAUAGCUAUCAUGCAUCAACAGGGUUGCCCUCGCCAUCCACAUCACAUUUCUCAUUGAAUUAGUGUUGAUGUUCAGUAAUAUUUCUUUUUAACCCUCUGUAUGCAAUAAUUACAUUGCAAGUUCAAGUCACUCAUUGAUUUGGAAAUAUCAGACGUCUGCACCCCAGAGAAACUGAAUUCAUCAUCCAGUUUGCCCCAGUUGAUCUUGUUAUUUUAAUGCAACUUUACGCUUAGCCAUCAUAAGUGAAAUGGAUAGAUGGACAACAAUAAUCAAGUCAUUAAGGUUUCGUAUUUGUUCUUAAAUAAAAUGGCAAAAAAAGCAUCCUAACAUAUUUUGCAUACAAGUUACUGUUAGACCUCACGUACUAAAUAUUGUUGUGAUUUGUGAAAAAUCUUAUUGGUUAUAUUUUUUAAUUAUUCUGAAAAUAAAUGAGGGUGGAGAGGGGUGAAACAUAUUGUCAUUCGUGGAACAAAAGAAAAGGUUGAUGUAGCGCUCGGAGAAUUUACAAUGCGGACAAUUCCUUGUGAAAUCAUCCCUGAUUCAUGGAUUUUUGUUUUGCGUUCUGCCUACAGUUUUGUAAAUGGCUCAUUUUGCAAUGUAACCCUCCCACCUAGGAAUCUCAAUGACUCCCCUUUGCUUAAGCUCCUUCGAUUUCAGAACCAUGAGGAUACCGGUUGUAAAAUUAGACUAGACAAAGGAAACACCAAGGGCUGGAUUUUCUUGCUGGAGUUCAGACCUCAACAUCGGGCCUGUAUGGGGGUUUCAAGCCCACCUCUUCCUGGCAGCCUGCUAAUUGAUCACUUCCAUGCUUGACAUCCUACUAGAGAUGAGGAGUGAGCUCCCAAGGCUAGACGUGCAAUCAGAGGGCCCACAGUAAAAUCAGGUUGGCAUAGGUGGUAGCUGCAACGGAGCACUCUUGGCUGCCUACAUAAAUGUAAUGGAACAAGGGUGGCAUGGUGGCUCAGCGGUUAGCACUGCUGCCUCAUAGCGCCAGGGGCCUGGGCUUGAUUCCACCCUCGGGCAACUAUCUAUAUGG